Messenger RNA from Populus euphratica (Euphrates poplar), 1400 nucleotides. Its product is annotated as FAD/NAD(P)-binding oxidoreductase. NCBI's taxonomy places the organism in Eukaryota, Viridiplantae, Streptophyta, Magnoliopsida, Malpighiales, Salicaceae. The transcript is spliced from 13 exons. Gene Ontology annotation, molecular function: cytochrome-b5 reductase activity, acting on NAD(P)H. The record is from RefSeq and is a predicted model, not a curated record. The coding region runs from base 73 to 1026 and encodes 317 amino acids.
CAGAAUAUAUUUACCUAGCUAACAGUUUGCUUCUUCGCUUUGCAGCUUGGAAUUUAUUUUGAGUGUACAAAAAUGGCUUCUACCUUCUUCAGGAGAAUAGCUAAGGCCACUCCAGUUUCAUUUGCAGGUGAGCCCAGGUCCACUUUUGGAGCAAUCGCUGCAGUUACUGGUGGAAUCUCUUAUUUGUACUACUACAACUCUCCAAAUUUGGCUCAUUUAGAAGAGGUGAAAGUAGAAGGUAGCCCAAAAGUUGCUCUCAAUCCAGAUAAAUGGAUUGAAUUUAAGCUGCAAGACACUGCCAGAGUUAGCCAUAAUACUCAUUUAUUCAGGUUUUCAUUUGAUCCUGCUGCAAAGUUGGGUUUAGAUAUUGCUUCAUGCAUUAUUACAAGGGCUCCAAUAGGACAAGAUGCUGAAGGAAAAACAAAAUAUGUUGUACGCCCGUAUACUCCUAUAUCAGACCCAGAUUCUAAGGGAUAUUUUGAUUUAUUAAUCAAGGUGUAUCCUGAAGGAAAAAUGAGCCAGCAUUUCGCUACCUUAAAAUCUGGAGAUGUUGUUGAAGUGAAAGGGCCCAUUGAAAAGCUCAGAUAUUCUCCCAAUAUGAAGAAGCACAUUGGCAUGAUUGCAGGUGGCACAGGCAUUACUCCAAUGCUUCAAGUAAUUGAGGCUAUACUGAAGAAUACCGAUGACAACACUCAGGUAUCAUUGCUUUAUGCGAAUGUCUCCCCUGAUGACAUACUUCUUAAACAGAAGCUUGACUUUCUUGCUGCUAGCCAUCCAAAUUUAAAGAUAUUCUAUACUGUAGACAAUCCAUCGAAGAACUGGAAAGGAGGUUCAGGUUACAUAUCAAAAGAUAUGGUUGUGAAAGGCUUACCUGGUCCAAGUGAUGAUACACUUAUCCUGGUGUGUGGACCCCCUGGGAUGAUGAAACAUAUAUCUGGUGAUAAGGCUAAAGAUCGUUCACAGGGGGAGCUCACUGGCCUACUAAAGGAGGCUGGAUACACAGAGGAAAUGGUUUACAAAUUUUAAUAGAAGCAUUUUAGCAGCAUAGAAAGGCUACUUUCUGAUUUCAUCUAGAUUUUUUUUUUGUAAUGAAGGUUUUCUAAGGAAACUCAGGUCAAAAGUUAAACUUCAAAAUAUGGAAUAAUUUGGCUGCAGCAUCUAGAGGCCAGGCCGAUUUGAGAUUUUGUUUGAAGAGAGCCUAGAAGAGUUUAUGCCUGUUGUGGAAAAUUUAAUGUUGCUCAAGCAUGAUACAGUUUCAUGAAUGUGUGUUGGUCCUUUUGGGGUUAAUUGCAUUUUGCCAUUUGAAUGUUCCAUAGGAACCCUCAGCUGUCGAGUUGUACAGUAAAUGACAACAGUGCCAAUCAAUAAAUUUAUAGUGAGAGAAGCAGAUGCUUUCUUUA